CCCCUGGCCGAGUGGGGCAGCUACGGCCCCGAGCCCUACGGGACGGCCUGCUGCAUCACGUGGAAAGCCUCGAGCAGGGAGGCCACGCUCUACAUCCUCGCCCUCUUCAUCUUCUGCUACCUUCUCCCCUGCCUCCUCAUCCUCGUCUCCUACUCGCUGAUCCUCUGGACGGUGCGGGUGUCCCGGAGAGCCGUCAGGCAGCACACGGCCCCCCCGCGCAGAGCCCGCAGCGUGCACAGCCUGAUCGUGAAGCUGAGCAUUGCCGUGUGCCUGGGGUUUCUGGCUGCCUGGACCCCUUACGCUGUCGUCGCGCUGUGGGCAGUCCUCGGUGACGCCAGCCAGGUGCCGGCGCUGGCCUUCGUGCUCUCGGCCGUCUUUGCCAAGUCCUCGACGCUCUAUAACCCGCUGGUGUACCUGCUCUUCAAGCCCAACUUCCAGAAGUUCCUCUCCAAGGACAUGGUGCUCCUCCAGGCCAUCCGCACCCUCCUCUGCUGUGGCUGCCCGAGCGCCGCGCUCCAGCCCUUCCCAUCCCCGGGCUUCGGUGACCACCCUGGGGCUUGCAGAAACUGCAACGACGCUUUUGAGUGUUUCAGUAACUACCCCAAGUGCCACAAACCCCCCCAGGCGCCCGGCAGCUCGCGCCGGCGUGCUCCCCUGGCUCUCCUGGGCGAUGGAGCUGCUUGCCAGCCCGGGCUGAAGAGGACGGUGCAGGUGAUGGUGCUUGUCUCACGGAAAAGGCCAGGCCUGGGUGCUGUGAAUAUGGCGGGGGAAGCCCUGCCAUCGGGUAUCAUGAAAGACCUUCUCUGA
Molecule: messenger RNA, 807 nt
Organism: Phaethon lepturus (White-tailed tropicbird)
Lineage: Eukaryota; Metazoa; Chordata; Aves; Phaethontiformes; Phaethontidae
Product: opsin-5-like
Exons: 2
Biological process (GO): G protein-coupled receptor signaling pathway
Cellular component (GO): membrane
Molecular function (GO): G protein-coupled receptor activity
Source: RefSeq, a predicted model, not a curated record